AGCUCUGUAAGUAAUCAUCUAAAACAAGACAGAAUGUGUCAAACACGUUACAAAUGUUAAGUCAAUUGUACAGAAAUUUGUUCAAAAACCCCCAAACUCAGUCCGAAAAAUCUGGAGCUGACCAAAUUGACCUUAAAGUAUCCGAAAUGGAACAAAAAAUUUCCCGUCUUGAAGAACAAAAUGAAGAAUUGAGAAAACAGCUAGAAUACAAUCGUAAUAAGGAAGCAGCAUUACAAAAGGUGCUUUGCAAUUACGACAACCUUCUUAAAAAAGUCAUAAUGGAAAGAAACAACAAAACCCAAGAUGACUCCUCAUUUCAUUUGACUAACCUUGAGACUGCUUUUUACGAUUUACUGCGUAAAUAUGAGAAAGCAAAACUUGUAGUUCACGAUUUUCAACAGAACGAGACCGCUUUAAAAAAGCAAGUAAUAGAAUAUGAAGAUAUUCUCGAAAAUUUGCGGACAAAAUUUGUGGCUUACAAGUCAGUUUCUGACAAAAAAGUUACAGAUACGAAACAUUUGCCAUUAAAAAAGACGAAAAGUUGUGACAAUAGCAAGACUAAAAAGCGUUUAAUGACUACAAUUUAAUGUUUACCUGAUUUAGAAAUUCAAUGACGAUGUUUGUCCCCCAUUUAUCUGGUUUCAAUAAAUGUAGAUUUUUGAAAUAAAGGACCAAAUUGCCUUUUUUUGGUUUGUAAA
Molecule: messenger RNA, 698 nt
Organism: Tribolium madens (black flour beetle)
Lineage: Eukaryota; Metazoa; Arthropoda; Insecta; Coleoptera; Tenebrionidae
Product: transforming acidic coiled-coil-containing protein 1-like
Exons: 2
Coding region: 54-587 (177 amino acids)
Source: RefSeq, a predicted model, not a curated record